AUGGGCGUCGACAAAGCUGGUAAAAAAUCAAGUCGUUUCAAUUUCAUCCGCAAGUCAGCGUCACGAACCACCGAUGACAGCACAAUUCAGGAACUUGAAGCCUCUGUAGACGGCAUCGAGGGUAAUUCGACGCCUGCCCUAGAAGGCGCUCAAGGAGAAGAGGCAAGAGACUUGGAAGACGAACCAAACACGCAAGACGAAACAAACAUGCAAGAUGAAAUAAAUGCGCAAGAUGAAACAAAUACACAAGCAGGAUCACCUCGCCAGGAUCCCGUACCCAUAGUGACAGAACCCCCACAAGACGAAUCACUUCGCCAAGAUUCCUUGUCCAUAGUGGAGACAGAAUCUCCGCAAGAAGAGCAGAAAUGCAAUCCAUGCCUCCACCUUUAG
Suillus subaureus is the source of this 390-nucleotide messenger RNA. RefSeq lists its product as uncharacterized. The record is from RefSeq and is a predicted model, not a curated record. The transcript has 4 exons. NCBI's taxonomy places the organism in Eukaryota, Fungi, Basidiomycota, Agaricomycetes, Boletales, Suillaceae. Bases 1 to 390 code for a protein of 129 amino acids.